Molecule: messenger RNA, 710 nt
Organism: Leptinotarsa decemlineata (Colorado potato beetle)
Lineage: Eukaryota; Metazoa; Arthropoda; Insecta; Coleoptera; Chrysomelidae
Gene: l(2)34Fc
Product: reeler domain-containing lethal (2) 34Fc
Cellular component (GO): membrane
Source: RefSeq, a predicted model, not a curated record
UCUAGAUCUGAAUGAAAGUAAAUUAGCGUGAACAUACAAUUUCAGUCAGUUGCAACCUUGUUGUCUGUGAGAGAACGCGAUAAAGGAAUUGUAGGUAUUUUAUUCAGGAUGUUGAAAUUAUCGAUUGCUGUUUUUUUCUGCACGAUUGCCUACAGUCAAGCUUACUCAGGUGGUGCGCCUGUAGACACCUGCGAUGAUAUGACACCCAAGCAUCCUUUUGAACCAAAAUCUUCCGCUUUUCCUUAUAAGAUAUCACUUAGCAAGAAAGAAGUCAAAGCUGGUGAGACUGUAGAUAUUGUUAUCGGAGGCAAAGAGUUCAAAGGGUUCCUACUUCAAGUUAGAAAUGGCGAUAAAGCUGUGGGUCAAUUCCAAAUUACUGGUAGCGAUAAAUUCGCCAAAGCUAUUGACUGCCACGGCACAAGCCAGAGUGCAGCAACUCAUAAGAACGCAGAGGCCAAAAACAAUUUCAAGUUAUCUUGGAAAGCUCCCAAAGCCGCAGGAAAAUAUACCAUUUACGCAACAGUGGCUGAAAAUGGUGCUUCAUUCUGGGCGAGAAAACCAACUGAAAUUAUAACUGUAUUUUGAAGUAUAUAUUGAAAAUUCCUGUAAUAGUUGUAAAUUAUUAGGGAUGGAUGUUAGGAGUUAAGAAUGUAAAUACUGAGGAAUCCCAAAGAAAACUAAAAAAUAUAAAAUAAAUUGUUUAUAUUUCA